AAAACUAGAGUUUUAUCUCCACCUCGCCCUUCAAGAGGCAAACUAACCCCGGGGAGAGGAGGAAGUAGGCGGGCUCUGAGCCCGGGGGAGCCUCCAGCUGCUCUGCCAUUGGUUUUAAGCGCGUCCGCGGUAUGGUUUAAAUGUCUGGCGGUGACACUUUGCAGGUUAAGUUCAGUUUAAAAUGGUGACCAAGAGGAUGCGCUCGGAGUACAUGAAGAAAUUUAAAGACCCCAAAUGGGAGACCUACAGCAGGUGUUAUGAGGAGAUGCUGAAGUACAGGCUGACCCGCAGGCUGCUGGAGCACACACACAACCCCUGGUUCUGGAGCGCCCCCGACAGUGAUUCAGACUCUGGGGGAAGAACCCCCCCUGCUCCCAGUAAUAACCAGGUUCGGGGUGAGAGCAGCAGAGACAGGCCGGAGGCUGCAGAGCUGGAGGAGUGUGAGGGGGCGAGGAUGGACCGGCAGCUGGAGCAGCAGAGCAGAGUCCCGGGGUCUGUACCCAGGCUUCUCCUUCCAGAGGAGGAUUUGUCUGCAGUGAAUGGCUCACUGCUUGAAAGUGCCAGAGAGUCAGAAGUACCAGAGGAAGAGAGAGAGGAGCAGACUCACAGGGAACAAGACAGAGAGAGAGUCAAUGGAGGACCCCGACCACAGCAGAGUAAACUCUCCAAAUCCUCAAAGCAAAUAUGGCGCUCCCACCGCGUCAGGCCUGCACCAACACGGCAGCCCAGGGACGACAGUAAGGAGCGCAGACAUCCUUUCGCUCUGUACGGUUCAGGAGAGAAGGAUGCAGACAUGGCAAGCAGGAAGACACACAAUGUUGGCCCUGAAGCUUCGACUACUGAGAUCCAUGAGUCGGCUCUUCGUGCUAAGACCAGGCGGAAGGUGGAGCGUCAGAUCCAGACCCAGGGGACCGAGCGCCGGAGAGCCAAGUCUGCCAAUCUGGACAAGGCCACCAAGUCGGUUCAACCAGAAUUCAACCCCUGGCUCACCGAGUACAUGCGCUGCUUCUCUGCUCGCUCCCGAUAGGACAUGCACACACGCACACACACACACACGCACACACACACACACACACACACACGCAGCAGAACUACUUACAUCAGGGUGAUUCUACACAAAGAUAGAGCCAUUAUUGCCUACCACCCCUGAAGUUUAAAUACCAAUAGAUGUAGAAUAGAAUGAAUCACAUUCAGGAUGUAAACUUCCCUGUGUGUCUUAUUCCCCCAGAUGUGUACUAUCAAGUUUUUUUAAUAAAUCAAUUUUAAUAUACAUAAUAAGAACCAUUUACAGGGUAUGAGAGACUCUUAAAAUAAACUUUUUAAUCUACCAUAUACAGAUAUUUUGAAUAGGAUGAAAAGUCUAAAAUGCAUUUGAAAGCCAAAAGUCUCUUUAAACGCAGGCGAUAUCAAACGUGUAAAUGUUUUUUGUACAGGAAUAUCAAACCACAGUGGACUCACACAGGAGCAAUGAAGGUACAUGGUAGCGUCUCUGAAUAGAUUCAGUAACAUUUAAACAAACACUUCUGAGAAUGUACUUAUUGUGUACACGUAUAGACAAAACCAAACGCACAGUCCAAUGCUUUCCCAGGUGUAUGCAGCUUAUUGAUUGACUCACAGAAGCAUGUUCGUUAAAGAGUUUCACAGAUUUACAUUUUCAGAUCACUUGCUGUUGGGUUGAAGGUUUGUGUAAAGGUUUGAUCCUGACACUCUGUACUCACGGUCAAACUCUGUAAGUACAGUUGUGUGAUGUGGCACAUUUUCUCAUGAGCUUUUCUACGCGUCAUAAUGUUAUUCACUGUUAUUCAUAACAACAUUUUGUUCUUUAGUUGUAUUAUUGUGUGCGUGUACGUAUCGACCCGGUGCUGUUACUGUGUGAAAAUAGAUGUUUAAAGGUUUAAAGCCAUUGAAUGACUGUGAACAGUGUGUUUCUGUGUGGUCCUGCAGUGUUUAUGUCAUACAUUCACUGGUCAUGGGAUGAAUGUAAUAUUAAAAACAACAUCCAGCUCAUUUAGGUUAUUUUCAAAGCAUAACACUCGGUUGUUGAGACCAAAUGUAUUUAACAUUACUGUUACUGAAUAUGCUUUAGAACCAAACGUUGAACCACGACCACAACGGACAUUAAGCUGAUGCCUAAAUGACCGUAAGUCAGAAAUGCAUGAGUGUAAAUGAUGCACUGCUCGAAAGCAGGACCAAAUCAAACAGCACUUUGAUAAUCACCUUUCUGAAUUAAUAUUUGUACAGAAUAUCUUGCUACCGAUUUAGGUUUUCAUGUUAUUUGUUCAUGUCUUGAAUUUCUGUAUAUUUGUUUGUAUGAGUGUAUUUGUAUGUGUGUAUCAUUAGCACAAUGUUAUUUGUACUUUGUGUGAUGGAUCUGGUCUUUUCAUCAUCAGAAACAAGAGGAAUCAGAUCGUUCUUGGUUCACUCGUGUCAGUAAUCAUGAUCAAAUCAGCUCUGUGCCAUAAAGCCUUGAAUCCUGUGCACAACUCUAGUUAUUCAUGUUAAUAUUGUGCAGAAAACAGGAUGGGAGGCCUGUGCUUUACUUUUGAUGUUUUCUCUUCAUAUUUUGUUCUUGCAACUCACUCACUUACUCUUGUAAUGAUUGUUUUUUCAGUGUUUUUAAGUGAAACUGUAAUAUAGCUCAGACAAAAGAUGUGACAUUUUGUGCAAUAUAACGAUACUUCUACAACCAGUUUGUUUAUUUUUUAGA
This is a messenger RNA of Cottoperca gobio, 2707 nucleotides long. It is a transcript of the gene ccsapb, whose product is annotated as centriole, cilia and spindle-associated protein b. Lineage: Eukaryota; Metazoa; Chordata; Actinopteri; Perciformes; Bovichtidae. The transcript is spliced from 5 exons. Gene Ontology annotation, biological process: regulation of mitotic spindle assembly. The record is from RefSeq and is a predicted model, not a curated record. Gene Ontology annotation, cellular component: centriole; spindle; ciliary transition zone. The coding region runs from base 182 to 1027 and encodes 281 amino acids. Gene Ontology annotation, molecular function: microtubule binding.